Molecule: messenger RNA, 2397 nt
Organism: Quercus robur (English oak)
Lineage: Eukaryota; Viridiplantae; Streptophyta; Magnoliopsida; Fagales; Fagaceae
Product: protein disulfide-isomerase-like
Exons: 11
Coding region: 461-1972 (503 amino acids)
Biological process (GO): response to endoplasmic reticulum stress; protein folding
Cellular component (GO): endoplasmic reticulum
Molecular function (GO): protein disulfide isomerase activity
Source: RefSeq, a predicted model, not a curated record
AUUGCGUCAUAACCAAAAAAACUAGGGCUUUUCUAUUAUGGCAUCGUAUCACCAAAAUUAGAAAACUUGAGAAUGAUAGUGUUCCCAUCAAAAAGAAAAAAAGAAAAAAGAAUGAUAGUGUUGUUAAUAGCCUUGUAGCUCAAGUGACAUAUUUUGGUAUUUGCAAUAGAAACAUUCGAAGUUAAAAAAGAAGACAGUACCAUAUAAGAUUACCAAUCAAAGAUUUACAUUGGCAAAUAUUGCUUUGUGGGCGUGUAGGAUUGGAAAUCGCUAUGUGUAGUGAUAACCACUGCUCACCCAUAAUUAUACGACAGCAACACACAUGCCAUGUUUGUUGCUUCUCUUAUCAACAUGCCAAGUAUUUCUCAUGCACACGGCCUACACAACUAUAAACACGCAUGCACAAAGGGUGCACAAAGCACAAUAAUUGUAACAAACAAACACACACACACACACAGCUAUGAACAUCGAUUCGGAUUUUAAGUUAUGGGCCACUUUGUUCCUCUGCAUGUUGGUGCCGUUUCUGUGCAAUGCUGGAUUGGUCUCUGCUGAGGAAGGAGAGCAUGUGCGUGUGCUUACGUUGGAUCACUCCAAUUUCACUGACAUUGUCUCCAAACUCAACUUCAUUGUUGUCAAGUUCUAUGCUCCAUGGUGUAACUUUUCUAUGAAGCUUGCUCCAGAGUAUGAAAAAGCUGCUUGCAUUUUGAGUAGCCAUGAACCUCCAGUCAUUCUGGCAAAAAUAGAUGCAAAUGAUGAAGCAAAUGAGGCACUUGCAGACGAAUUUGACAUAAGGGCUUUCCCUACUCUUAAGAUUUUAAGAAAUGGAGGAAAGAAUAUUCAAGAAUAUAAAGGCCCUCAUGAAGCUGAUCAUAUAGUAGCUUACAUGAAAAAGCAAGUUGCACCUGCAUCAGUUGAAAUAAAAUCUGUGGAAGAUGCUGCUAGCCUUAUUGGCGAAAACAAGAUCUUAAUUAUUGGAAUUUUUCCACAAUUCUCUGGGGAGGAAUUUGAUAACUUCACUGCUUUAGCAGAAAAUUUGCAUUUUGACUAUAAGUUUGGUCGCACUUUGGAUGCCAAACUCCUUCCAAAGGGUGGAUCUUCAGUGGACAGGCCAACAGUGAGAUUGAUAAAACCAUUUGACGAACUGUUUGUUGAUUUCCAGGAUUUUAAUGUGGAUGCUUUGGAGAAGUUUGUUGAAGAAGCUAGUUUGCCUAUUGUGACUCUUUUGGACAAGGAUCCAAGUAACCAUCCAUUUGUUAUCAAGUUCUUCAACAGCCCUAAUGCCAAGGUGAUGCUAUUUUUGAACUUCACUGGCGAUCAUGUUGAUAGUUUCAAGUCAAAAUUUCAUGAUGUAGCUUUGCACAACAAAGGAAAGGGCAUAAGCUUUCUAAUAGCUGACGUUGAGGCGAGCCAAGGGCCACUUGAGUACUUUGGAUUCAAUGAUGACCUGGUACCUCUCCUCUUCAUACUAAAAAAUGAUGGUCAGAAGUACCUUAAACCAAACUUGGAGCCGGAACAUAUUGCACCUUGGUUGAAGCAAUACACGGAUGGAAAUUUAAAGCCAUUCAUAAAGUCACAGCCCAUUCCUGAAACUAAUAUUGAGCCUGUGAAAGUGGUUGUUGCUGAAAGCCUACAUGACAUGGUUUUCAACUCUGGAAAAAAUGUUCUGCUAGAGUUUUAUGCACCUUGGUGUGGACUUUGCAAGAAACUGGCCCCAAUUUUGGAAGAAGUUGCUGGCUCAUUUGAAAAUGAUACUGAUGUUCUCAUUGCAAAACUGGAUGCGACUGAAAACGACAUCCCAAGCGAUAGCUUUGAGGUACUAGGAUACCCAACUUUGUACUUUAAAUCUACAAGUGGCAUCCUGUUGAAGUAUGAUGGGAAUAAAACAAAGGAGGAGAUCAUUGAUUUUAUUCAGAAGAAUCGGGACCAGACGGUCCAAGUCCAACCAGAUACAACAGUGAACGAUGAACUGUGAUUAAGUAGUGCUUCCAACUAUAAAAGGAGAUACUUGUAUGGCGGAUUUUACUUGACAACAUUAGCGAGUCUUCACAAUCUUUUUGCAGUAGGAAGAAAAUAAGAGAUGCAAGACAGUCUCAAGUAGUGCUACAUGUAAUUCUCAGUUUUUCCAUUAUCAAAAAAUCCUUAGCUUUGCCAUAGUUUCCUUAGCUGUGACAUCGUGUACUUUUUACCAAACAUUUAUUUUAGUUCCAUUUAGCAUGUAUCUAUUGUGAAUCCUCUCUCUAUCUAUUUGGGAUGGUUAAAGUUGGGCGGGCUAGCACCGUUAGGAUUCACCUAGUAAUCUUACUUUUGAUUUUUUAGCCAACCAUUUAAUAAGACACAAAAAUAAUACAUGCUAUGUUUAAUCCAUGAAUGGAAUAAAGGAAACUUUUGUAAUCUUAA